Molecule: messenger RNA, 1461 nt
Organism: Lizanozyma spartinae
Lineage: Eukaryota; Fungi; Ascomycota; Pichiomycetes; Serinales; Debaryomycetaceae
Gene: SMF3
Product: putative divalent metal ion transporter
Exons: 1
Coding region: 1-1461 (486 amino acids)
Biological process (GO): intracellular manganese ion homeostasis; iron ion transport
Cellular component (GO): plasma membrane
Molecular function (GO): cadmium ion transmembrane transporter activity; manganese ion transmembrane transporter activity
Source: RefSeq, a predicted model, not a curated record
AUGGUCUCCGUGGCGUAUAUGGAUCCCGGGAAUUACUCCACGGCUGUUUCAUCAGGUGCUACUUAUAAAUAUGCGUUAUUAAGCGUAGUAUUCCUAUCCAACAUAUUUGCUGUUAUAUUACAAUGUCUCUGUAUCAAAUUAGGAACGGUUACCGGACUUGAUUUGGCAGAGUUUUGUCGGCUAGCAUUACCUGGCUAUAUUAAUCUACCACUAUAUGUAUGUGCGGAGUUAGCCAUUAUAGCCACGGAUUUGGCAGAGGUGGUGGGGACUGCAAUAUCCUUGCAGAUUCUCUUUGGAAUCCCUUUGGUCUAUGGUGUGCUUAUCACCGUAUUGGAUGUGUUGAUAGUGUUGUUUGCUUAUCAUAAGGAUGGUUCUAUGAAACAGACUAGAACGUUUGAAAUAUUGGUGUCGGUGCUAGUGGGUGCUACAUGCAUUUGCUUUGUAUUGGAGUUAUUCAAGUGCCAUUUCGAGCCUGGAGCGUUCAGUGAUAUAGUCAAGGGGUUCUUGCCCACUCGUAGUAAUCUUUCCUUGUUUACUGAGAAGCAAGCUUUGUUCUUAAGCUGUGCAAUAGUGGGUAGCACUGUCAUGCCUCAUUCGCUUUAUUUGGGGUCUGCCUUGGUCCAACCCAGACUUAAAGAAUACGAUAUAAAACAUGGGAAUAUACUGGAAACAGCAGCUAAUGCUAAUAACGAAGAUGAUAAUGAUGAUGAUGACUACGUUGUUAACGUGAGACGGAAGUCAAUCUCCGACUCAACUGCCUUGCUAUCUAAAUAUAAGCCUUCAUUAUCGGCCAUUGAGUAUUGCUUAAGCUAUUCUUAUUCAGAAUUGAUCAUCUCCUUGUUCAUUAUUGCUGUGUUUGUUAAUUCUGCCAUCUUGAUAGUGGCCGCUACAACUUUAUACGGUAAACCUGAUGCUGAAGAUGCUGAUUUAUUAUCCAUUUAUGAAAUGCUUGCUUAUUACAUUAGUCCUACGGCUGGUAUCAUAUUUGCACUUUCAAUGCUAUUCUCAGGUCAAUCUGCGGGUAUAGUCUGUACUAUGGCCGGUCAAAUUGUUAGUGAAGGGUUUAUAAACUGGACAUUAACACCAUGGUUAAGAAGAAUCAUCACCAGAGUUAUUGCCAUAAUUCCAGUGUUAGUUAUCAUCUUAAUAAUGGGUCGUGAAGGAGUCUCUAAAAUCAUGAACUCAAGUCAAGUGGUCCUUAGUUUCUUCUUGCCUGUUACGAGUGCUCCGUUGAUUUGGUUCACUUGUACAAAGCAAUAUAUGACUGUUAAGGUUCCAACACAGUCAACCAUUACUGUGAAUAAUGAUAAUGUUGAGCACACUGAACAAACUGCUUUACUUGACUCCACCAAUACUGAUGUCAUCACCUUUGAAAAUAGUACCCCUUUGGCAAUUGCAAGUGUUUUAACUUGGUUAACCAUCACCGCAUUAAACAUCUAUUUGGUAAUUGCAUCAAUAUAA